AUGCAGACGGAGAUCAGACUGAGGCCGCCGUACCACCUCUCUCUGGACGAGCUGCACGACCUGAACGGCUGCAAACACAGCUCUGCAAAGUACAACGGCAUCGAGUGGAGGCUACAGGGGUGGAGGCUACAGGGGUGGAGGCUACAGGAGUGGAGGCUACAGGGGUGGAGGCUACAGUGGUGGAGGCUACAAGGUGGAGGCUAUAAAAGUGGAGGCUACAGGGGUGGAGGCUUCAGGAGUGGAGGCUACAGGGGUGGAGGCUACAGGGGUGGAGGCUACAGGGGUGGAGGCUACAGUGGUGGAGGCUACAAGGUGGAGGCUAUAAGAGUGGAGGCUACAGGGGUGGAGGCUUCAGGAGUGGAAGCUACAGGGGUGGAGGCUACAGUGGUAGAGGCUACAGGGGUGGAGGCUACAGGGGUGGAGGCUACAGGGGUGGAGGCUAUAAGAGUGGAGGCUACAGGGGUGGAGGCUACAGGGGUGGAGGCUACAAGAGUGGAGGCUACAGGGGUGGAGGCUACAGGGGUGGAGGCUACAGGGGUGGAGGCUACAGGGGUGGAGGCCACAGGGGUGCAGGCUACAGGGGUGGAGGCUACAGUGGUGGAGGCUACAGGGGUGGAGGCUAUAAGAGUGGAGGCUACAGGGGUGGAGGCUAUAAGAGUGGAGGCUACAGGGGUGGAGGCUACAGGAGUGGUGGCUACAGGGGUGGAGGCUAGAGGGGUGGAGGCUACAGGGGUGGAGGCUAGAGGGGUGGAGGCUACAGAGGUGGAGGCUACAGGGGUGGAGGCUAUGGGGGGGAGGCUACAGGGGAGGAGGCAAUAUGGGUGGUGGCUAUAA
This is a messenger RNA of Knipowitschia caucasica, 834 nucleotides long. NCBI's taxonomy places the organism in Eukaryota, Metazoa, Chordata, Actinopteri, Gobiiformes, Gobiidae. The record is from the annotation of a GenBank genome assembly.